Molecule: messenger RNA, 1059 nt
Organism: Condylostylus longicornis
Lineage: Eukaryota; Metazoa; Arthropoda; Insecta; Diptera; Dolichopodidae
Product: dynamin-like
Exons: 9
Coding region: 1-1044 (347 amino acids)
Biological process (GO): receptor-mediated endocytosis
Cellular component (GO): microtubule; cytoplasm; synapse
Molecular function (GO): microtubule binding; GTPase activity; GTP binding
Source: RefSeq, a predicted model, not a curated record
AUGUUUUUUCAUUCAAGCGCUCAAAGUAAAUCUGAAAAGGCGGCUACAACAGGAAGUCGAGCUUUGGGAAAUCAAGUAAUCCGAAAAGGACACAUGUGUAUUCAAAAUUUGGGUAUUAUGAAAGGGGGAUCACGUCCUUAUUGGUUUGUUCUAACAUCCGAAAGUAUUUCUUGGUUUAAGGAUGAAGAUGAGAAAGAAAAAAAGUUUAUGCUCCCUUUAGAUGGUCUUAAAUUACGAGAUAUUGAACAAGGCUUUAUGUCACGUAGGCACACUUUCGCUCUAUUUAGUCCCGAUGGGCGCAAUGUUUAUAAGGAUUACAAACAACUUGAAUUAUCAUGCGAAAAUGUUGAUGAAGUGGAUUCUUGGAAAGCGUCUUUCCUUCGUGCUGGUGUAUAUCCUGAAAAAGACAAUAGUCAAGAAAAUGGUGAAGAUGGGGAUGGAGCCGUUCGUGAAAUUGGAGAAGUUGAGACAAGUUCACUUGAUCCCCAACUGGAGCGUCAAGUUGAAACUAUCCGCAAUUUGGUGGAUUCCUAUAUGAAAAUAGUAACAAAAACUACUCGUGAUAUGGUUCCAAAAUGCAUAAUGAUGAUGGUAAUAAAUAAUACAAAAGAUUUUAUAAAUGGAGAAUUGCUCGCCCACCUCUACGCAACAGGAGAUCAGUCGCAAAUGAUGGAAGAAAGUGCAGAAGAGGCUGUGAAAAGGGAGGAGAUGCUAAGGAUGUAUCACGCCUGCAAAGAAGCUCUGAGAAUUAUUGGUGAUGUUUCAAUGGCGACAGUUUCAACACCAGUUCCUCCACCUGUCAAAAAUGAUUGGCUACCAAGUGCAGAUAAUCCAAGGUUGUCACCACCAAGUCCUGGAGGACCACGGAAAUCCACUCCAAUUCAACCUCAAACACCAUCUGCUGGAAGGGGUCCCCCACCUCCGCCAGCAACAGGUAGGCCCGCGCCGGCUAUUCCGAAUCGACCAGGUGGUGGUGCUCCUCCUUUACCACAGGGAAGACCUACCGGAGGCCAAGCGUUACCUGCCCCACUCAUUCCAUCGUGAAAAAAGUUUCAUUUA